This is a messenger RNA of Microplitis mediator, 1123 nucleotides long. RefSeq lists its product as uncharacterized. NCBI's taxonomy places the organism in Eukaryota, Metazoa, Arthropoda, Insecta, Hymenoptera, Braconidae. The record is from RefSeq and is a predicted model, not a curated record. The transcript is spliced from 4 exons. The coding region runs from base 139 to 1029 and encodes 296 amino acids.
GAAACCCAAUUGUUCAAGUAGUCCAAUAAUAUUUUUGUUUUUAAUAACCUAAAAGUUUAUUGUGUGUCCUAUUGAUUUUAUUAAAAAUUUUUAAAAGUAAGUUUUAUACAAACAUUUUAAUAUUUUAAGUUUUUAAAAAUGAGAAAAGUUUGCGCCAUUGAAAGUUGUCCAAGUGGUCGAGGUAAUGAGAGUCACGACACAAAACACGACAAGCCUCGUCAGCUGUCUUAUUUUUCCGUAGGGUGUUCGACAAAAUUAAAACGUUGGUCCAAAUCUUUAGGGAUAAAUUUAAAAAUCACAGAUUACAUUUGUCAGUUACAUUUUAAGAAAGAACACAUUAAGGAUUGUGAUCUACUAAAAAUUAGGGAUAUUAUACAUUUUUCUGAUCGACCGAGAAAAUAUCUACUGGACGACGCUCUACCAACCAUCGAACAUCAAUCGAUAGUUGACGACGAACAGCAACAGCCUGUGCAAAUACCAGCGGAUGUAGAUGUUCAGGAGCAAUCAAGUCAUUGCGAUUAUUUAGAAGAGCGGCAAAAAAAUCCACAAGAUACCGAUGAAAAUCAUCGAGAACAAAUAUAUGAACAAACGAGAGAAGAAUUUUCAAAUUCUUUGAAAGAAUUAGCAGAUAGUAUUAUAAGUAGUUAUGUACUGCCAAAAAAUUGGUAUUUUUCAAUGAAUCCACACGGAAUUCACUGUGUUCGCUUUGACCCUGUGAAAAUGCGGAAAACAAAUGAAUUACGUAUAAACAAUAAUAUGUCUGUUACUAUAAUUUGCUCGAAUAACCAAGAAGAGAAUAUCAAUGAAAAAUUAACAUCAAUUGAUGAGCUUCAUAAUUACUUGAAGCAUGUGGAAAAGUGGCCUUUGUGUGUUGGUACUCAGAUGGAAAAAUCGAAAUAUUCGCCGGAAUGCAAAGGAGUAGUUUUUGGUAAAGAAAGAUACAUAAGACGGCAGAGAAAUCCUCGGUGUUAUACCUGUCGUGAACUUCGCAAACGACUUUUAAUGAUAGAAAAUAUUCUAAAACAAUAGAAAUUCACUAAACCAAUUACCUGUAUUUGUAAAUAAAUAGUAAAAAAUUGACCUAUAUGUAAGAAAAAAAAUAAAUGCAGCAAUGCUGCCUUUU